AGGUAUUGGGAUACUUCUAAUUAUGAUUAAAAGUAUUCAAAUUAAUGUGCUAACUAAUAUUUCUAAAACUAGUGCAAUUUUGACAGGUAGAGCUAGAUGUUCACGGAAAUAACGUAUUGUAUUUGUAAUUCGUAAUCACCGGGCCAUCAUGUACAGCGGAAUCAUUAUUUCUUAUAAACACGACACCAUAUUAGAUCUAUUAUGAAAAACGUCAAGAUAAAAUAGUUUUACACUCCUCAGUUUUAUUGAAUGCUGCAGCUCAAAUUGAAGAUCCAAAUUUUAAGGAAAAACUUAACAAACUCAAUGCUGCUAUACAUUAUGGUGAAGGAGAUAUAUCUGGUUCACGUAGUAUAGUUGAACAAAAUUCUGCUGGUGAUAUUGAUUCAAUGAUUAAUCUUGGUUGUUUAUUCUAUCGUGAAGGAGAUUAUCAAAAAGCUUGUCAACACUUUCAACAAGCUAUACAAAUGACCGGUUUUCAAUCACAAUUAUCUUAUAAUAUUGCAUUAUGUUAUUAUCAAAUGAAACAAUAUGCUCAAUCAUUAAAAUAUAUUGCUGAUAUUAUAGAAUAUGGAAUAAAAAAUCAUCCAGAACUUGGUAUUGGUAUGACUACAGAAGGUUUAGAUGUAAGAAGUGUUGGAAAUACAAUAAUAUUACAUGAAACUGCUUUAAUUGAAACGUUUAAUUUAAAAGCAGCUAUUGAAUAUAAUUUAAAAAAUUAUACAUCAGCAUCUGAAGCUUUAACAGAUAUGCCACCAAGAAAUGAAGAAGAACUUGAUCAUAUCACAUUACAUAAUCAAGCAUUAAUGAAUAUGAUGAAAGAACCAGCAAUUGGUUUUCAAAAACUUCAAUUUCUAUUAAAACAAGAUACAUUUCCAUAUGAAACAUUUGCUAAUCUUUUAUUACUUUAUAUAAAAUAUGAAUAUUAUGAUUUAGCUGCAGAUAUAUUAGCUGAAAAUACAACAUUAGCCUAUGAAUAUCUGUCAUCGGAUUUAUAUGAUUUUAUUGAAGCAAUAAUUCUUAGACAAACAUCACCACAAGAUGCAUAUAAUCGUUUUGAUCAAAUGGCUAUAAAACAUACAGAACAAUUAAGACGUUUAACAAAAAUUAUUCAAGAAGCUAGACAAAAUCAAAAUGAUGAAUUAGUUAGAACUACUGUACAUGAAUAUGAUAUGACAUUAGAAAAUUAUAUUCCAGUGUUAAUGCAACAAGCUAAAAUCUAUUGGGAUAUGGAAAAUUAUCAACAGGUUGAAAAGAUUUUUCGUAAAUCUGUUGAAUUUUGUAAUGAUCAUCCAAUAUGGAAAUUAAAUGUUGCCCAUGUUUUAUUUAUGCAAGAGAAUAAAUAUAAAGAAGCAUGUACAUUCUAUGAACCAAUUAUAAAACGUCAAUAUACUAAUUUAUUAAAUAUUAAUGCUAUUAUUAUAGCUAAUUUAUGCGUGACAUAUAUUAUGACUAGUCAAAAUGAAUAUGCUGAAGAAUUAAUGCGUAAAAUAGAAAAAGAAGAAGAAGAACUCGAACAACAACAUCAACAAGAAGGACAACUUGUUGAAGGACUUGAAAUGGAUCCAUUGAAUCAUCAUCAUUAUCAUCAUCAUAAUUAUUAUGAUUAUGAUUAUACUUCUUCUUCUUCUUCUUCCUCGAAUCAAAAAUCUUAUCAUUUAUGUAUUAUUAAUUUGGUGAUUGGUACAUUAUAUUGUACUAAAGGGAAUUAUGAUUUUGGAAUUAGUCGUAUUAUGAAAAGUUUAGAACCUUAUCAAAAGAAAUUAGGAUCAAUUACAUGGUAUUAUGCUAAACGUUGUUUCCUAUCACUUAUUGAAAAUAUGUCAAAACAUAUGAUCUUAUUAAGAGAUGCUGUACUCAUGGAGUGUAUACAAUUUUUAGAACAUUGUGAAUUAUAUGGACGUAAUAUAAAAGUUCAUAUGGAACAACCAAUUGAACCACAGAAAAUACAUCCAGGACAAAAUACAAUUACAUAUGAAGCACGUUUAUUAAAAUCACUUUUAUUAGAACUUAUCCAAGGUUAAUAAUACAAGUUAUGAAGUUCAUUCAUAUGGUUCUCUUCUUUUAAAACGAUACCUUUCAAUCAAUGUUUAUAUCGAUUUAAGAUGAUGAUGAUGAGGAUGAUGAUGAUGAUAACGAAGAUCUUGUAGGUCAGUUGGAUGAUUUCGAUGAAGUUUUGGUUCUUGAUCAAAUCAUCUAAAUCAGAGAACAAAAUUUAUAGAGUUGUUUAUUUGCUCGAUCGAGUCUAUGUGUGUGUGUGUGAGUGUAUGUGUGCGUGCGUGUGUGUACGUGUGUGUGUGUCUUCUUUAAAACGAUACUUUUCGAUAAAUGUUUAUAUCGAUUUAAGACGAUGAUGAUGAUGACGACGACGACGACGAAGAUUUUGUAUCUCAGUCGGAUGAUUCCGAUGAAGUUUUGAUUCUUGAUCAAAUAAUCUAAAUCAGAGAACAAAGUUUAUAGAGUUGUUUAUUUGCUCGAUCAAGUCUAUGUGUGUGUGUGAGCGUAUGUGUUUAUGUAUCCAUGGCAACUAUUUGAUUUACAAUAGUUCAUGUAUAUAAUUUAUCAAACAUUCUUUUAUUCUGUUUAUAUUUCUAUUCAUAAUUAUUAGUAAUAUCAUGUAUAUUCAUCAAUUUUAAUAACAAAUACCAUUGUUGAAAUACUUCAUAAAACCCUCUUCUGAUAAUAAUCAUCAUAUACUCAGUAGUGACUGGCUUCAUGAGAUAGAUAUUUCCUGGGAUACUAGUGAGAAGCCGUGACCAGUAGAGUUUAGCCAGGUCUGUUGUGAGAUUGUAACUCAAUAGUGGCGGUGAAGCAAUUUCAUGGAUUGAUUGGAGAUAAACAUUAACACUGAUGGAUGUUGGCCAGCUCAAUGGUUUAGAAGUAAUGCGUUUACACAGGAGACCGACAGGUUCUGAGUUCGAGUCCUGAGUGUGGGAUUGUGAAUGUGUAAUGUUGAGAAGUCCCAUUUUCAUCCAAUGCUUCCGGAUAGUCUAGUUUCAAUGGACUCAUGAAUUCAACCAUUAAAUUAUAACGAUUUAUUAAUAGUUGAAGAAGUUGAAUUCAAAUAGUUCUCCUACUAGAUCCUAAACUUUCGUUGUUGUCUUCAAUCUAAUUUGUUCUUUCUGUACUAAAUUCUGUAUAUUAAUCUAUCCUUUGCAAAUGAUGUGAACUUCUUCUAUAACCUACAUUGUUGUCUAUGAUUAAUUGAUCGUUCUUUUUUCGACGAUCUUCUCAAUCUUCUGUCUUCAUGAUGUUACAUACUACUUAUAUCUACCGAAAUCACUAGCAAACAUCAC
Molecule: messenger RNA, 3293 nt
Organism: Schistosoma spindalis
Lineage: Eukaryota; Metazoa; Platyhelminthes; Trematoda; Strigeidida; Schistosomatidae
Source: the annotation of a GenBank genome assembly